Molecule: messenger RNA, 3184 nt
Organism: Helobdella robusta
Lineage: Eukaryota; Metazoa; Annelida; Clitellata; Rhynchobdellida; Glossiphoniidae
Exons: 22
Coding region: 1-3066 (1021 amino acids)
Biological process (GO): rRNA processing; tRNA export from nucleus
Cellular component (GO): CURI complex; UTP-C complex; small-subunit processome
Source: RefSeq, a predicted model, not a curated record
AUGAAAUGUCCUCUGGAAUUAAAAGAAGAAAUAUUGGAAUUGAAUUACCAACCCCCAAACCACAUAAACCUGAUCGGUAGCUAUGCAUACAACACUGAUUUCUCAAAAGAGCAGAAUGAUGUUGAUAUUAUUAUAGAAAUUCCAAAGGAAUGCACACACCCAAAGGACUACCUGAAUGAGCGAAUAUUAAGACGAAGAGCUUUGUAUUUGCAACAUGUAGCUGCCAUCAUCAGCAAGUUAAGUUGGGUGCACAAAGUGACAUACCUCUACAGAGACGGUUUUGACAAAUUGCCCAUCCUUUGUCUUUACUCAAAGCCUGAAAGUGUCCUAGCAUCCACUCGAUUCCUAAUAAACACCACCAUAGACAGCAGAGCUUUCAAACUGCAUAGAUACAAUAUAAAGAAAAACAACAUCAGAAGGAGAUGGUACUUCAAGGGCACUAGCAAACCCAUUGAAGAGCCAUUAAGUAUGCACUAUAACACAUGGGUCCUCAAUCAAUUAACAUGUGCAUCCAACUUUGAAUACCUGAACAAAAAAUUGAAAGAUGAAUGCUCGCUUCAGGCUGGUAUCAAGUUGUUGAAGAUGUGGAUGGAUAGGAAAGCAUUGAACAAGGGCUAUGCCUCAGGUCUCUUUAUUACUGCUUAUGUGUUGUUCCUGCUAGCCAAUGAAAAGUUGAGGGCCAACAUGAGUCCGUACGAAAUAUUCAGAAUAACACUUUCCAAUUUAGGUUUGUUUGUGAUUUUUUCAGAUAUUUUGUUGACAAAAUUUGCUGAUGAUCAAUUCAAACCUACAAUGGAAGACUUCCAUUCAUGUUUUGAUGUCGUCUUCGUUGAUGUGACUGGGCACGUCAAUCUGUGUGCUGACAUGAACAUUUGCAUGUAUGAUAUGUUGCGUUACGAAGCCAGCGAGACAUCAAAGUUUCUAUCAUCAAACUGCGUUGAAAAGUUUGAAUUAAUAUUUCUCGACAAGACAAGCUAUUCCUCCAAGUUUGACCACAUUCUGAGCAUAGAGACAAAAGAAAGCAUCAAGACACUAUCUGUGAAAAGUAAAAAACUUCAGAGCCACUUGAUUGAUUACUGUGGCAAUUAUACACUGGCAUCAUUCCAGCUGAUCAUCAAGGUUCUCAAGAAGGCACUCGACAAUAGGAUAAAAUUCAUUGCCUGCUUGCCUUUUGAUGAUGUUGAGGUUUCGUCUUGGAGCAUUUUUCAACAAUUUGUCUUAUAUGUACUUAAAUCAAUUUUAUUAAAAUUAGGCCUCCUGCUGGAACCUUUGAAUGCCAACAUACCAGAAGAACGGGGUCCUCCUGCCAACAGUCCUCAGGUGCAUGAAUUUCAAAAGUUCUGGGGUGAGAAGGCCGAACAAUACAGAUAUGCAGGCGGAGACAUUGUGGAGGUGGUAAGGUGGCCAAAGGAUAACAUGUCCAGUGCCAGGACUAUCGUUCCACGGAUCGUCAAAUUCAUUCUUAAUAGGCAUUUUGCAUUUGCAAAAGAGGCAAUCCAAAUGACAGGCAGUCAACUGGAUCAUGUAUUGAAGCCCGUUGAGGGAAAGGCUUCUUCUGACAGUUCCAUAUAUGGUACAGGGGAGGAACAACAUGAUGAUGUCAUCAAAUCAUUUGAUGCUCUCUCCAAAGCUUUAAGAUCAUUGGAGGACCUGCCACUGACCUUCAACACAAUUCAAGGUCUCUCUCCCAUCUUCAGAUACACAGAAGUCUUUCCACCAGUGCAGUCAACGAGUCAGUCUGAUGCUGUAGCCCUCCAGCACCGGCUCAUACCAGGCAACAACAAAAACUGCCCACAAUUUUUCCCAAAGUUUCAAGUGCUGUGCAUGAUGGAGCGCAGUGGCAAGUGGUCCGACGAUAGGGAAGUUAUCCGUCGUCUGAAGGGGGCCUUCUACAUCAAACUCGCUGAGCUGUUGAAGACCAAAUUCAAUUAUUCAUACUUGGUCUACAUGGAUAAGCUGCAGCUUUACAAAUCACCUGCCAGGUAUGUUUUUGAAUUGAAAAUUGGAUUCUCAAAGGAGCUGUCGUUGAGUAGACGAGUGGCCUUACCUGGAGGGCUUGUGAGGAUGGAGGACACACCUGAAUACCUCGAGACCUACAGGAACCUUGUCAUUACACCCACCUUCACCAGCUACUUACACGGCAUUCAGCAGCAUUUCAACAGCUUCAGCACCACAGUAAGAUUGUGCAAACGCUGGGUGUCCUGCCAUCUUCUCGGGGAUCACGUGAACAGUGACGUCAUAGAGCUGUGUGUUGCUUACUUGUACACGUCUCUUCGUGGUCCCUACAUGCCUCCCGGUUCUCCAAUGGUCGGUUUCAUGCAGUUUCUUCAACUAAUUAGCACUCACGAUUGGAAACUGCAGCCUCUAAUCGUCAACUUCAAUGAAGAGUUCACAGCACCGGAUUAUACAGAGAUAGAAUCAUUUUUCCAUAAAAAUCGAUCCAGCUUGCCAAGCCUUUUCAUCUCAACUCCCAUCGACAGGCACUUUUCCUACAUCACCUCGCCAUCACCUCUCAUGCUCCAAAGGUUGAUCAUCGUUGCAAGGGCUUCCCUUAAAACUCUUGAAAGUCUCUACUUGGAUUUAUCUGUCAACAAAAAAGAGUUCAAACAAGUGUUUAGGCCACCAAUCUCCGAUUACAACGUGCUGAUCCAUUUGGACCUGUUGAAAUGCAGCAGACCUCAGUUGGGUUUGGACUUCAAAUAUACAUCUGAACAACCUCCUCCCAAGCCAUCGAGUCGAUCUGACGAAUGUUUCCCUCUCGUUGAGUUUGAUCCCGUCCUGCUCUACCUUCGAGACUUGAAGGAGUCAUUCAACGAUUUCGCAUAUUUCUUCUACGACGUGUAUGGAGGUGCGUUCAUUGCUGUGGCCUGGAGACCAUCAGCAUACAAGGGAAAGCCAUAUGACGAAUCUUCCAUGAAGUUUAAUAAACUAGUAGAAGAAACUUUGAAUUCUGAGCAAGCGCUUAUGAUUGCUGACGAAGAAGCUAUUGUGGAUGAGUUUCAAUCUUUGGGAUUUGGACUAGUUAAAAAUAUUGAAAUUUUAAAACCAAUAAAAUUUUGUAAUUAAAUUUGUAACAAAUCUAUAAUUUGUAAUUAUUAGCUUGUGGUAGGUUCAUUUACAAAAUUGUUCUAAUUUUAUUUGAGUUUCAACCGUCUGCGUUAUGAAUAAGAAAUCGUGAAAAAGU